GACAAUACUGUAUUGCAAUCACAUGUGAACUCAGUUUUGAAUUAUUUAUUUUUAUUUCAAAUCAUUAAUCGAUUUGUUUUGUUAACAAUAAUUGUUUGUCAACUGAUUAUUGUUGUCGUUGUUGACAAUGAAAGACAAUAACAACAUCUCAACCAAAGACACUGAAACUGAACGGACAAUAACAAUGUCAGACAAAAGAGACAUCUUCUAUACGACAAUCUUAUCGCAUGUAAUGUCAGCCGACGGCCGACACUUGGCCUGCGGUCUCAAGAGGGGAAAGUUAGCGGUGUUUGACAUCCAAUCAAUUGUUAAACAAAAUCACGAAUUGGACGCCAAAGCCGAAGACGACGAAAACUUGGUUGAUGUUAAACCAUUGCGAAGACCUCAACAUUUAGUGGACAUCGAAACGCCGGUCUAUUCGGUGACAACAAUUGGCCACAACUCACAGUUUGUCGUCGGCGGCAAAGGUCAACUUCAAGGAUGGGUUAGAGAAGACAACGAAUUGACCAAUGAGUGGACCAUUCAUUUGCCGGCCAAUGACUGUAUGGCCAACACUGUUGCCACCACUGAUGACAUGAUAUAUACGGGUUGUGGCGAUAAUAAUGUCUACGGCUUUGAUGUCGAGACACAUAAGCAAAUCCAUCGAUUAUGUGAACACAACGGAUAUAUUAACUGUAUAUUACUAGCAAAAGAUGGCCAACGGCUGUACUCGGGUGCCGAAGACGGUUCGGUUCGUAUUUGGGAUCUUAGAUGUCCACGAAAAUCGGUGUCCACUUUUGAGCCGUACAAAUAUAGUGAUCUUCAACGGCAAAAAUAUGGCAAUUGGAUCGGUACUGUCGAGUUGGUCUCAAACGAUUGGCUUCUGUGCGGCGGCGGACCGCACCUUAGUCUGUGGCAUCUGAAUAUGUUGUCCUAUUCGACCCGAUUCGUUACCGAUAGCUCGACCAAUGUUGCUGUCGUUCACAACGAUUACAUUAUAACGGGCGGCAAUACUACUGGUCUAAACAUUUGGGAAAUAAAUGGCGAACUCAAGUCAGUGUUACCGACGGCCACUGACAAUGUAUUCAGUAUCGCUACUCAUCAGUAUAAACAGUCAGCCGAUACAGGCAUUGAUCAAGUGAUCAGUGCGGCCGGUAUGAGCUAUAAAGUGGAUGUCUGUACCAAUUGGAAGUAUAAAGAUUUUGAAUUAGUUGUCUAUUGA
Messenger RNA from Oppia nitens, 1201 nucleotides. RefSeq names its product THO complex subunit 6 homolog (gene thoc6). Lineage: Eukaryota; Metazoa; Arthropoda; Arachnida; Sarcoptiformes; Oppiidae. Gene Ontology annotation, biological process: mRNA export from nucleus. Bases 128 to 1201 code for a protein of 357 amino acids. Gene Ontology annotation, molecular function: protein binding. The record is from RefSeq and is a predicted model, not a curated record. Gene Ontology annotation, cellular component: THO complex; transcription export complex. The transcript is spliced from 2 exons.